UCACGGGGUGAGGGAGGGGGGUGAAUCUGCAGGACUCAGCUCACCACGCCUCGGUACGGUUAAGUUCGUCAGCCAUAUUGACUGUCUGUACCUCUUCGCCGGUCGUGGGAGCCUGGCGGACGAGUCUCCACCGCGGAAGCCUGUAUCGCGGUACACUCUCGGUACGCACAGUGUCCGGUAAACAGCGCAGAGGACGGGAAGGUGAAACGCUCUAUUUUUACUCGCUGUGGAUAUAUAAAGUACUGCUGCCAGCUGGAGGGGGGGACAGUUGGACACAUCCUCAGCGCAGCCAGGCGUUAGAGGCGCUGGUGCCCCGGAGAGAGGCAGGAAGACGGAGGACGACUUCUUUCUGUUUUCUCAGCAACAGGGGACGGGCGGAGAGAGGAGAAAGAUGCCCAAACCGAUCAAUGUGCGCGUCACCACCAUGGACGCUGAGCUGGAGUUUGCCAUCCAGCCCAGCACGACAGGCAAACAGCUCUUUGACCAGGUGGUGAAGACGGUGGGUCUGAGGGAGGUCUGGUUCUUUGGCCUGCAGUACACAGACAGCAAAGGCUACGUCACGUGGCUCAAACUCAACAAGAAGGUGACUCAACAGGAUGUGAAGAAGGAGAAUCCCCUGCAGUUUAAGUUCAGAGCAAAGUUCUUCCCAGAGGAUGUUUCUGAGGAACUCAUCCAGGAGAUCACACAGAAACUCUUCUUCCUGCAGGUGAAGGAGGCCAUUCUGAAUGAUGAGAACUACUGUCCCCCAGAGACAGCCGUGCUGGUGGCCUCCUACGCUGUCCAGGCCAAAUACGGAGAUUACAACAAAGACAAUCACAAGCCUGGCUACCUGGCCUCCGACCGGCUACUGCCACAAAGAGUUCUGGAGCAACACAAGCUGACAAAGGAGCAAUGGGAGGACAGAAUACAGACCUGGCAUGAGGAGCACAGAAGCAUGCUCAGGGAGGAUGCGAUGAUGGAGUAUCUGAAGAUAGCUCAGGACUUGGAGAUGUACGGUGUCAACUACUUUGAAAUUAAAAACAAGAAGGGCACAGAACUGUGGCUGGGGGUCGACGCCCUGGGACUCAACAUCUACGAGCACGAAGACAAGUUGUCACCAAAGAUCGGCUUCCCCUGGAGUGAGAUCAGAAACAUUUCCUUCAACGACAAGAAGUUUGUCAUCAAGCCCAUAGACAAGAAAGCUCCAGACUUUGUGUUCUACGCCCCCCGGUUGCGGAUCAACAAGCGCAUCCUGGCGUUAUGUAUGGGAAACCAUGAGCUGUACAUGAGGAGGAGGAAGCCCGACACCAUCGAGGUGCAGCAGAUGAAGGCUCAGGCCAGAGAGGAGAAGCACCACAAACAGAUGGAGAGAGCGCAGCUGGAGAACGAGAAGAAGAAGCGCGAGCAUGCAGAGAAGGAGAAGGAGCGGAUAGAGCGAGAGAAGGACGAGCUGAUCGAGAGGCUGAGGCAGAUCGAAGAGCAGACACAGAGAGCUCAGAAAGAGCUGGAGGAGCAGACUCGCAAGGCGCUGGAGUUGGAGCAGGAGAGGAAGCGGGCAAAGGAGGAGGCAGAGCGGCUGGAGAGGGAGAGGCAGGCGGCAGAGGAGGCCAAGGCAGCACUGGCUCAGCAGGCUGUCGACCAGAUGAAGAACCAGGAACAACUGGCUGCUGAGUUAGCUGAGUUCACUGCCAAAAUUGCUCUGCUUGAGGAAGCGAAGAGGAAAAAAGAAGAUGAAGCAACAGAAUGGCAACACAAAGCUCUGUCAGCACAAGAGGACCUGGAGAAGACCAGGGAGGAGCUGAAGACGGCCAUGACGUCUCCGCCGGCGCCGGAACACGAUGAGCAGGAUGAAACGAACGCAGAGGCGAGUGCCGAGCUGCUCAGCGACGGCGUCACCAGCCACCGCAGUGAAGAGGAACGCAUCACUGAGGCGCAGAAGAAUGAACGUGUCAAGAAACAGCUACAGGCUCUGAGUUCAGAGUUGGCCGAGGCCCGGGAUGACACCAAGAAAACGCAGAACGACAUGCUCCAUGCUGAGAACGUCAGGGCAGGCAGAGACAAGUACAAAACCCUGCGCCAGAUCCGCCAGGGCAACACCAAGCAGCGUAUUGAUGAGUUUGAGUCCAUGUGAGCCAGGAAGAAGGGUGGACACAACGAUGAAAAGAGACAGUUAGUCUCGUUGCCAUGUCAACGCCUCACUUUCCUUGUAAAGCCCAAAACCUGCUGCCACCCCAGGAACUCCUGCUGUUUUUUCUAUCCAGGAGAAAGACCGGCUAACGGGCUUCGUAGCUUCAGCCUCGCCAAAGCUCUGCCUAGAAGCGGUUGGCCAAUCACACUGCUACCUGCUUUUUAGAGCUCCGCCCCCACCCCAACGAAGCACACUUCUUUUAAUCUGUCUGAAAAAUAGCAAGCAACAUAUCCUGUUAAACAUGGACUUCUCCCUUCUACAAUACUGACAGUUUUAAUGCUUGCAUGUAUGUUAAUUAAAGAACAACAGGACUGUUAGACAAAAUGAGAGACUGGACAGAAUUUGUUGAUAUCGUGCUUUUACUCAACAAAAUAAAAUGGCCAUUUGUAGCUUGUUGAUGUUGCCGGCACGCUUGUCCGUAAAGCUUUAAUAUCUGUACCUUACUUUUACUUCUUUUGUCAGUUGAACAAUUUAAAUAAUUUGUUUAAAAAAAAGAAACGCCUUAUUCGUCUCAUUUCCUUCCCGUCUAGUAUUACUUUUUGUCAUUUUGUGUUGGGAAAGUUAGCCUGCUCAGUUCUGCUGUCAGUGUCGUGGAUCUGUUAAUGUUGCAUCGGCUAACUUAUAUCCUUGAAUGGCUGUCAGUUUGCAAAUGCUCACUGUGAGAGUUGUGAGCAAACAGAUAUGCAAACUAAAUUUGCUUAUUUUAUAUUCUUAAUGUGCUGGCAUCCUCCAUCCAUUAAGACAUUUGUUCAAAUAUAUAUUUUGCCCCACAAUAAAGAAUCCAUUUAUAUUUCCUAUGCAGCUACAGUAUGA
Molecule: messenger RNA, 2980 nt
Organism: Siniperca chuatsi (mandarin fish)
Lineage: Eukaryota; Metazoa; Chordata; Actinopteri; Centrarchiformes; Sinipercidae
Product: radixin
Exons: 15
Coding region: 392-2110 (572 amino acids)
Biological process (GO): positive regulation of protein localization to early endosome; positive regulation of early endosome to late endosome transport; regulation of cell shape
Cellular component (GO): filopodium; microvillus; adherens junction
Molecular function (GO): cell adhesion molecule binding; actin binding
Source: RefSeq, a predicted model, not a curated record